This is a messenger RNA of Micropterus dolomieu (smallmouth bass), 2840 nucleotides long. It is a transcript of the gene spmap2l, whose product is annotated as testicular haploid expressed gene protein-like. Lineage: Eukaryota; Metazoa; Chordata; Actinopteri; Centrarchiformes; Centrarchidae. The coding region runs from base 1692 to 2465 and encodes 257 amino acids. The transcript is spliced from 8 exons. The record is from RefSeq and is a predicted model, not a curated record.
AAAUGUUUCACUUUACAAGGCUGUUUCUGGUGACUGUUACUUUGUGAUGAUGGUACACGAAGCAGUUCAGGUCCUGCCUUCAGGUUUUAUUGCAGAUAGUCAGACGGUACAAAACCAGAGUGGAUUUAUUUCAGCCUGUAGAUUCACUCAGGCCAUCUGUGUAGCUGCUGGGAGCAGCUUUAUCACCAGCGAUGAGAUAACACUCUGUUAAGCGUCACACACAGCUUGUUGUGCAGGCAAACAAAAAUGAAAAGCACUGUUGGCUGUAAUGGAGUUUUGUCAUUUAGACUGGAUCAUAAUUUUCUUCAUGUGUCAUGAUCCAAAGAAUAUUUAAUACCUCGACAGGGAGACUUAAAGCUGUACUCGGCAAGGUUUUCAUAAGAAAAUAAAUCCAUCAGAUCAACUCAGAGUAAGUGAGCCUCCCAUCCCUUAUAUGAUUGCUUGGGGUUUAAAUCUUUAUUUCUCAAACAGUGACCUCUUUUUGCCAUUUGGGGCCGCCAACAAGCAAUCUUGACUAAAACAGCUUUAAGAAGAAAGAGGCCUUAAAUUUGUGGUACCUGUUGACAAGCUUUCUGAUGUGCCGUUAAUAUUUUAAGUGAUUGAAAUAAGCAGCAUUUCAACAGGACACCACAACUGUUUAAUGUCUAAAUAAAACAGUUGCCGAAUGAUCCAAUUUAAUAUUGAAUGAUCACCUAGUCACCAAAGCUUAACACUAUACAAUAACUUUCUUACUGCAGAAGUGUUAUUGUUGGAUUACAGCUUUAAAGACAUUGUUACUUUCAUGACACAGGUUUAUUGUUACAAACUUUGAUAAGUGUUUUGUCCUUAUCUUAAAAAGGAAAUUUACAUUAUUUAUCUUUUAAAAAGGGAAAAAAAAACAAGAUUUAGAUUUUUCCAGAUGUCUUUUGGACAUGUCUUGCUCCUUGUUGUUUUGUCUUAAUAUUCGGAUAAAUCGGUAAAUUUGGUAAAUUCUCUGUCUGUUAACUUCGGGAUGAAGGUGAACUACAUUGUUGACCAAUUUUGAGGAAUGUAAAGGUUUCAAAAAGCACAUUAAAAAAAAUUGUCAUCCAAAGUGUCAAUAUCGAAACAUGUCCUACAUUGUACACAGUACAGAUUCUUGCCAGUUUGAUAUAAUAUCAUAUACAGGUUUUUUGUUUGUUUGUUAGUUUUCAAACUUAAAUAAACUGUUUCCACUAAAUUGAUUGGUGUGACUUGUUGAGCUCAUUGUGAUUGCGAGAAUGUAACUUGUGCCCUUCUACAGACAGGACAGUCUCUCUCCAUCAGGACACCCUUAUGGGUAUAAAAAUAAUAACUGAUUAUUUGGUAAUGCAGACAGACUCCUCAAAAAGCCUUGUCCUAACAUAGCUGCUGGUUAAUAUGUCGUCAGGCCAUCAAAGUAAUUUCAUAUCUGGAAUCUGAUCCAAACACACGGCGGCUCUCCAGAAAUACUGCAGCAGCCGCUCUCACCGCUGACCUCAACGUAUCAGUUUCUUUUUAACGUCCUGCCUCGGAAGACUUGAGACAGUAAGAUGGAUGGGUUCAGUGUGCAGACUCCAGUUUCAAGGAGUCCUCAGGUGUGGAGUUGGUAGCUAAGGACUCCUGGCUCUGUAACAACAGCAGGAGAUUAGUGUGACACCAUCAACAGACAGCACGCCGACACAUCCAGCCUGCUGCUUGUGCUGCAUGUUGAGAUGGUGUCUGGAAAACAAGGGAUUCAGUCCAGAUUUGGUCCCUCUGACAGAAUCUUGGUUCUGGCACAGCACAAAACCUCAAAAACUGUUUGGGCGACGACUCCUUGUGAGAAGCUGAGCUGGGGCAACCAGGAGCCAAUAUGGCCCGUCUCCGCUCCAGCGCUCGGAGCUGUUCCAAGUGCAAGAAUCCAAUACCUAGCCAGGCACAAAAGAGACUUCUCAGCAAGGGAGGACCACCGGAGGAAGGAGGAGGAGGCGAGCUUCUUCAGGAAGACCCAGCGUCGUUCCUCCAGGACAUCCCAGUACGAACACAUUGUCCGCUUGUCAACACCUAAAACCAGGAGCUGCAGCUCCCAGGAAGCAGGGCCUCCUCACACAUCCCAGUGUGAGAAUAACUGUCCUGUUUGGCACGUUGAUCCCAAAGGUAUAACUGCAGUGAUCACACUUAGACUGCUGCAGCUCUCCAACCCCAAACAGAACCAUCCAGACUUCCAGAGCAACAGAGAGAGUGUUGCAUCCAUCGUUUCCUUUGCUUCCAAGACGGCUCGAAUCUCUCAGCGACUGGCCCAGCUGUCACUGCCCAAGCUGAAGGAGAGCAACAUCUGCAGUGAGCUCGGCCGGCCGGAGGAAUCAAUCUGGACUGUUUCAAGAGCAGCGAGGAGAGCCACAGUAAGUGCUCGUGUUGAAAUGCUGGCGAUGCCAAAAAAGCUUUCCGAAGACUACAUCCCUCCACGAGAACCAGCACGGAGCCCAAAAAACGUCCAGUCCGCUUGAGCUUCAUCCCUCAACACCUCAACCAAGUCAGUGCUUAUCUAGUUUGUGCCCUUUUGGGAAGCUAAUUCAACAACAGCAUAAACCGGCAAAAUGUUGACAAUAUGCAGAAGUUUCUGAAAUGAUGUCAAGUUGAUAUAGAUCUUGAUUUUACAGUAGAUGAUCAACUUCUUCUUGUGCUUUAUUUAGACUGGCGCCCAAGAUCCUCCUAUUAAAUGUUCUUCCAAAUUCUUGUGAGCUAAUAAUCUCGAUACGGCUUUUGUUUGCUGACAAAGCAAGUUUUUUUGUAUAAAUGCAAUAAAACACCAUAAAACCACAAAAAGAGGAGAAACCCGACAUGUAAUUACAAACUCCAAACAAAUGAAGGAAAAAUCAUGA